Molecule: messenger RNA, 3233 nt
Organism: Poecilia reticulata (guppy)
Lineage: Eukaryota; Metazoa; Chordata; Actinopteri; Cyprinodontiformes; Poeciliidae
Product: ADP-ribosylation factor-binding protein GGA1-like
Biological process (GO): Golgi to plasma membrane transport; intracellular protein transport; protein localization to cell surface
Cellular component (GO): trans-Golgi network
Molecular function (GO): phosphatidylinositol binding; small GTPase binding; ubiquitin binding
Source: RefSeq, a predicted model, not a curated record
GCGAUGUUACAAAAGUCACGCGACAGUAGUCACUUGGUAGGAAUCCUGUAAAGAUGGCGGCGGCCCCUUCUGAUGAGACUAGCCUUCAGUCUCUAAUCAACAAGACCACCAAUCCUCUCAAUAAGGAAACUGACUGGGACAAUAUCAAGGCAUUUUGUGAUAAACUCGACAAUGAAUCAGAUGGGCCUCAGCUUGCAACCAGACUUCUGGCCCACAAAAUCCAGUCUCCUCAGGAGUGGGAGGCAAUGCAAGCACUACUGGUGCUUGAGACGUGCAUGAAGAACUGCGGAAACAAGUUUCAUGGUGAAGUGGGAAAGUUUCGCUUCCUUAAUGAGCUCAUCAAGGUGGUCUCGCCUAAGUAUUUAGGAUCCCGGGCUCCGGAGCCGGUGAAGGCAAAGGUUUUGGAGAUGAUGUACAGCUGGACCGUGUGGUAUCCUGAUGAGGCAAAGAUAGCUGAAGCUUAUCAGAUGCUGAAGAAACAGGGCAUUGUAAAGCAAGAUCCUGUGCUUCCUGGUGACAAGCCAUUACCACCUCCUCCACCCAGAGUCAAAAGUGCCAUCUUUGAGGACGAGGAGAAAUCCAAGACGCUGUCCCGCCUGUUGAAGAGCACCCACCCAGAUGAUUUAAGAGCAGCAAACAAGCUCAUCAAGGAAAUGGUUCAAGAAGAUCAGAAGCGAGUGGAGAAAGUCUCCAAGCGAGUGAACGCCAUCCAGGAGGUGAAGGAGAGCGUGAGCCUACUGAGCCAGCUGCUGGAGGGCUACAGCCAAGAGAGCUGCUCCCAUAGCAACCAGGAGCUCGUUAGGGAUCUUUACCAGCGCUGUGAGAAGAUGAGGCCGACGUUAUUCAGAUUAGCAAGCGACACAGAAGACAACGACGAAGCUCUAGCCGACAUCCUGGAAGCCAACGACAGCCUGACGCAGGUCAUCAAUCUGUACAGGCAGCUGGUUAAGGGUGAGGAGGUGUCGAAAGACGGACCGUCUCCCGCCUCUGAACAAGACUCUAAAUCAGGUGGCAGCAGCUCAGCACUAUUAGACCUGACAGGACUCAACAUUUCAGAAAACACAGAACCUUCCAACCCACAGGCUGCACCUCAGAGCCUGGGCUUGAGCCUCUUGGAUGAUGAACUCAUGUCUCUUGGAUUGAAUGUAUCAGAAAACUGUGACUCUAACAUCAUCUCUCAGUCCUUAAACAUUGCAGAGUCUUCGGCUCCGGCUGUAGCGUUGCAACCAGCUGUGGUGCAAACGUCACAGGCUACACCAGCAGGGGGCGGCACUGCUACGCCCAGAGCAAUGGAAGAGCUGGAUUUGCUGGGGAAAACAUUGUUACAGCAGUCUCUACCUCCAGAGAGCAAGCAAGUGAAAUGGGAUAAACUCCAGCCUCACUCUAAGGUCCCUUUGCGAGAUCUCCAAGUAAAGUCUGGGGCGAGCUCCAGGCCUGCUGCGGGUCCCGGGCCGACGUCCAGCCUCCUCGUCCAGUCGGAGCAGCCCGAUGGUGUCCUCCACUUCAGUCUUGGCGUUGCAGACAAAAGCUCGUCAUCAUCUGCUGACCCCAACGACCGCAUCUCAUUAACAGACGUCACAGUGCCUCUGGAGUCAAUCAAGCCUAGCAGCGUGUUACCGGUGACUGUAUUCGACAAACACAGCCUAAGGGUUUUGUUCACAUUUGCGUGCGACUGUCCUCCGUCGAGGCCCGACGUGUUGGUGGUGAUCAUCUCCAUGCUGUCCUCGGCACCCAUUCCCGUCACCAACAUCCGUUUCCAGGCAGCCGUUCCCAGAGUAAUGAAAGUAAAGCUGCAGCCUCCCUCCUGUACUGAGUUGCCAGCCUUCAACCCCAUCCUCCCUCCAGCCGCUGUCACACAGAUCCUGCUGUUGGCCAACCCUCACAAGGAAAAAGUGCGUCUGCGCUACAAACUAACUUUCAACUUGGGGGACAAAUCUCACGACGAGUCCGGCGACGUGGACGAGUUCCCACCUCCAGACACCUGGGGCAACCUUUAGAGGGAGAGGGAGAGGGAGAGGACCGGGCCUCCUGUCGUCACACCUGCACCAUCCUUUAUAUUUGGGUCGGCGUUUUCCUUUCGGAGGGGGGAAAUAAAGACCAGAUUACAAUGAAGCGGUUUCAGACUCUGCUGUACAAAAAAAAAAAAAAAAACUGAUGGACUGUGAGAGCAGUUGCUGAAGCCAGUUGACCUUGUGCCUUCUCAUCCUUAUUUGAUCCCGUCAGUGUUUCUAAAUGGAGUCGCCGCAUCAUCCGUCUCAGAUAAUUAGCCCAGUGUGUUGAUUUGCAGAAUUUCUGAAUGUGAAUUGGUUUAAACUUACAAACCGUUGAGCAAAUCCCGCGUCAUAUGAAUCAUGUUGUUGUUUCAGACAUACCCACAAAUUAGCUUGAUCCGUUCCUGUACGACACAUCCUGCGCCGUCAGCUGCUCAUUAAACAGUUUGCAGGUCAAACCACUGAAUGGGUUUCCUCCAAACUAAUCAGACACAAUCAAAUUAAAACUGUGAUUUGUUGACAAAAUGAAACUAAACGCAUUUUUAAAACCCACUGCAGUGGCUUAAUUUUCAGUCUAAUCUUUAUAAUCUUUUCAGAGCAGGAGGAACCGAUGUAAAAUGGCGUUACCAAAGCGUGCAGGGUAAACACAACGACGAUGAUGUCUUUCUGCAGGAAACAGAGUUUUCACCGCAGCUAACUAUUGUUACUGAACCUGAUCCAGCCAAAAUUAAUCCUUUAGUGUUACUUUCGCCUCACUUUUUUCUUCUUGUUGUAAUUGAAAGGCACAGUCUCCAUUCCUUUACAAACGUCCUUAUUUCUGCACUUUUUCUGUUCUUAGGACUGUUUUUUUGUUGUUGUUUUUAACAGUUUAACUCAGGAUUAUUUUCCCUUUUCCUUAUUUAAACUCGUAUGCACUUACUUUGUUCAUAUUUUGCACAUGAAAUCAUUCUUGUUUAUUCAUCUCUUGUCACUUUGCUUUUCUACUACUGAUUAACCCAAAGACUCUCAACUCUAUUUUCACGUCAUACUGAUUUUGAUUCUGCCACAUGUGCCUCAGAUUGGGUUGUCUGGUUGUUUUUGUUUUUUUGUUUUGUACACAUAUAACUUAAGUGGGGUUUUUUUUUAGUCAUGUUUGUCUUUACCCAAAAUGACUUUGUAAAGCAUAAGAUGUAUUAUGUGUUAAAUGAUCUUUCUAGAUGUUGUGUGCAGCAAGAGAAGAAAUAUAUAAACUCAUCUGUAUUU